Messenger RNA from Glarea lozoyensis ATCC 20868, 2994 nucleotides. RefSeq lists its product as uncharacterized. Gene Ontology annotation, cellular component: nuclear pore; nuclear pore outer ring. The record is from RefSeq and is a predicted model, not a curated record. The coding region runs from base 1 to 2994 and encodes 997 amino acids. Gene Ontology annotation, biological process: mRNA export from nucleus; post-transcriptional tethering of RNA polymerase II gene DNA at nuclear periphery; protein import into nucleus. Gene Ontology annotation, molecular function: structural constituent of nuclear pore. The transcript has 6 exons. Lineage: Eukaryota; Fungi; Ascomycota; Leotiomycetes; Helotiales; Helotiaceae.
AUGGCGCCCAUGACAAGGAGUGGGCGCGCAAGCUCAAUCCCUCUUGCAAUGUCAGAAGGUUUACGGCCUCCUAAAGAGCGACUGGACUCAACACGAGAAGUCUCCGUGGAUCCAGCAUCGUCCUAUGGUGAAGAUGCGAUGAUGUCUGGCGAAGAAGAAAAUGGCUAUCAUGGCAGGCAGCUCCAACUUCAAGGUUCAGAAGAUCACGAAGACAUAUUACAUCCCCUUCGCGAAGCUGCAAAUCGAGUUGGUCGCGAGGUGGAGAAAUUCGCUGAGGUCUUAGAUGGUUAUAAUCCACUCCGUGUAACAGAGAAGGAAGAGAGGCAUGCUCGAACUAUCGAGCUUAUUGAUCAGUACCAUGCAAUUGCUAAAGAAACUCUGGGUCGACUGCGAGAACAGCACGCAGCAGAUCAUCGGAAGAAGAAUGGCAAAGCUUGGAGAAAGAAGAUGCGCGGUAUCAAGAUUACUCAAGAAACCGACGAGAUAGAUUCGGAGGAAUCUGACGAAGAGGAGUUUUCCGAAAAGUUGGGACAUACGACUGUAGAUGACAUGCAACGAUGGGAGCAAGAAGCUCAAACUUGGGAUUUACUCGCGCGACUUGUCCGACUACGGUAUCUUCAACCCCAGACUGAAAAGCCCCAAGCAACUCCUGUCAACAAAUACUCUACUGCGAAGGAACUUUGGGAAGACUUUCUUGCGACCGAUGAACUUGCCAUUGAGCGCAAAACCGUUCUUGAUUGGCUCAAAGAUGCUGCGGACGAAUCUGGCGAAGAUAUCGAUGAAAUGGUUCAAGAACUGCAGCACAAUGCUGACAGAGGGGAUAUGAUAGCUCAUGGGUGGCUACACACAAAUCUGCAGAUCAAGAACGUGAAGCGCCUAAAAGCUGCCAAAGAAACAAUCGAUCCAAGUUCAGGCGUAGCGUCAGCUCUUAUGAACACUGCUGGAACAGAGUUGUUGGUCACGCAACUUGACCCCGACGCGGUCACGAGACAAGGCAGAGCCAUACAACCUGAAGAUCAAUACUUUGAGCGCGCCGUGUGGUUGGGAUGUUAUGAAAUGCUGCGUCGGGGACGAAGCCAGAGCGAUGUUCGUGAAUGGUGCGUCGAGCGGAGCCAGGUGUGGAGAGCUGUGAGCAUGGCUGGACUUCCCGAUGAGCAAUUGGAUGAGGAGAACGAGGAGGGCCUGGACCCAGAAUCCUGGAUUCUGUGGAGACGGAUGUGUUACGCUUUGGCUCAUAAUGAAGUCACUGAUGAGUACGAGUGUGCGGUUUAUGGAAUAUUGAGUGGUGAUAGUGGGAGUGUUGAGCCUGUCUGCCGCACUUUUGACGAUUUCAUCUUUGCACAUUACAACGCCCUUCUACGAACGCAAUUCGACCAUUAUCUUCAGAGAAUCUUCCACGAUAACUCCAUUGCUGCUACUGUCGGUUCUUUUGGUAUUUCUGAUGCUGUGCAGAAGCAUGGUGAGUCACACUCAUCUGGAAAGAGACUUAUUGAAAUAGUGGGCAAUGAUCCGCGAACGAAAAAGGAAAUGUCUCAACCAAUGAAGAUGCUUCAGGGAGUCUUGGUUGCGAAUGAUUUCCAGACAUUCAUCCAUCAACAAGGUCUUGCACUGUCUAAGUUUGCAAACGCCAAGUCACGAUCGAACCUCAUUCCAGCUGAAACCAUCGAGCCAGACAACGCUAAUAAAUAUGUUGCUCUUGAUGACCAUGAUAGUCUAAGAGUCUUCGCCCAUGUACUCCUUGUUUUCAUGAGCCUGGACGUCGAUCUAGGGGGCAUAUGGACCCAAACUGCCGUGGAAAAUGUUAUUGUUGCGUAUAUCAGCUUUCUGAGAUUCUCUGGCAAGGAGGAACUAAUUCCUCUCUAUUGUUCCCAACUUUCAGGGAACAGAAAAUACGCGACUCUCAGUAGGAAUCUCAUCGAUAUUACAGAUAGGGAGCAACGAGUCACGCAAAUUCGCCUCAUAAGGGAGCUCGGUCUAGACGUGCAACAAUUUGUUCGAAUGCAGGCACAAUACUUGUUUCAAGAUUUUUCAGAUACCACCAGAGAUUACCCCGCUACGCGAAGUUUCCAAUUGCUUCGUACUGGGGACAAUGGGCGUCGUGAGAUUAUUCCGGACUUCUUCGGUGACGAGACGGAAGAUAUCCCACGCCCUGAUCUACUGCUUAUCCGGAGUCUCGAAUGGUACCUCCUUAUCGACGGCCUCUGGAGUGAGACAUUCGAGAUUGGGACUAUGCUUUACUUGCGGUUUUUCAAACAUGGCCAUCUACGUGCUGCGAUGACAUUACUUUUGAAAGUACACAGCAAUGAUGUCGUCAUCCAUAAAACACAAGCUCUGUUAGGUCGGCGCUACAAUAAAUUUGAGGAUCUGGAAAACCAAAACGAAAAUGAUGAAGAUUUGACCGAGAUUCUGGACGGCUCGGCUGGUCAAAUGAGGGAGCUGAAAGCAUACAUGGUGCGAGAGGCAAGGAAUUACCGCGAUUUUGAGGCUUUCGUUACCUCCCUUGAUAGUAUCGAGACUGCUAAUAGCUUGUAUACUUUGAUGGAUGAGACGCAGAGCUUCGCGGAAAAAAAGCACUUUAAAAGUGGCUUAGCCGACACCAUGAAACAAUGCCUAUCAGUAAUUCCCAAGCUCCUUGAUGGAUGGCUUCUUACGGCACCAAAUGAUAAUGAUAUGGCAGAGUUCACACUCCUCCGAGAGGCAUAUCUCCCGGAGACGAUACUCGCAUAUAUCAAUGUCCUUGAGUUUGCAGGCAAAAAGCUCACGCGGGACUUUCUUCUUAGCUGCAUGGAUCUCUCCGCGGAGAUUGCAAAGGAGGGAUCAGAUGUUCUAGUGCUCUUCGAGAAGACUGGCAGACUGCAAGAGCUUGUGGAAGCCUUCGCAUCGGCGAGCAAGCAGCUGCUCAUACUCUCUUCGGAUAAGAAAUCGGCGGGGUCGAGAAGCAAGAAACUGCGGAGCAAAGGAUGGACGCACGAUCUAUGGAGUAUCAAACCAUGA